Purpureocillium lilacinum is the source of this 1641-nucleotide messenger RNA. RefSeq lists its product as uncharacterized. The record is from RefSeq and is a predicted model, not a curated record. NCBI's taxonomy places the organism in Eukaryota, Fungi, Ascomycota, Sordariomycetes, Hypocreales, Ophiocordycipitaceae.
AUGGCGGGCGCGUACAAGCGCAAGCGGCACACAGACCUUCCCACCGAAACCAGCCCUCCGGCGAAGAGGUGCAAGUUCACGAGAAGGCACAGAGCGACACCGUUUGCCCCGUCAUUUUGGGACAACCUCUCGAAGGUGUCCCUCACAUCUCUUGCCCUGCGAGAAAUUGACCGACGGAACGAAGAGCGGCAACAUUCACCGACUCCUGCAGCCUCCGAAGAAGUGGUUUCCAAGGACAUCGCUCGCUUCGCAAGACACGGCGGGCCUGAUCUUCGCCAUCUCCGAGGAUUCCAAGCACCGAAACCCAUUGCCGUUAUGUCGUCAACUCCAUCAUCUACGAACCCCCGCAGUCGACAGACGGAGUCAACGGGAGCAACCAGUGUCACCCCCAGAAGCAGAAAAUCGUCCGCGUACGAUAAGAACUUCGAAGCACACCUCGCCGACAAUGGUGUGUAUAUGAACAAUCGGAGAUCGAAACCAAACAACGUGAAGGAUAUCCAGAGUGAACUGGCCAAACAAAGAGCGUCAUUAUCCCCAUCCAAGUUUUCCGAUGGAGCCUUUGAGACAUUCCAGCGGCAAAAUGAGGACGUAGUUUUCGAGUCUGAUGUUAUGGCGACACUGGUUCCUCGGCUAUGCGGCACAUCGGACAUCCACAGCAAACAGAACGUCCUCUUUACCGAGCUUGAGCCCAUCACAGAUGACACUGCGGUGAAGCCGAAACCCGACUUUUUCGACGGGGCACGCCUGCAAGACCUCAGUCAAGAACUUAGGAAGGACCAGUACCUCCGAUCAACCGUCAUUCCCACCAAACACGCCAAUGUCCCCGUGGCACCAAAUGUCUUCCUGGAGGCAAAGGCCCCAAGUGGAGGUGCAGACGUGGCACGGAGACAAGCAUGCUAUGAUGGAGCAUACGGAGCACGUGCCAUGCACGCCCUGCAGAACUACGGGGAGACUAUGCCGACAUACGACGACAAUGCGUACACGUUCAGCUCCACUUACCAUGAUGGCACGCUCAAACUCUACACACACCAUAUUGCCGCACCGAGCACUGUGGAAGGGCGGCCAGAGUACCACAUGACACAGAUCGACGGCUGGCAAUUAACCGGCAACAUUAAUUCCUUCCGACACGGCGCCACGGCGUUCAGGAACGCCCGGGACAUGGCAGAACGAUAUCGCGGUGCCUUUAUUCAGGCCGCGAAUACAAGAGCAGCUGCGGCGGCUACAGUAGACAAUGCAGGCGUCACUGUGGCAUACGAAGAGACCUCAGCAUCUGCGCAGCUUGAAGCUUUCGAAUCAGCAGACCCCUCAGACUGUGGCGCUUGGCAGGAUGCCGACAGCGUGCUUCAGCAGCUAAUCGCCGACGUCGAAGGUGAGCCUCUCCAAGGCGAAGCCGAGACAACCGCCAUGCCCCGAUACCUGCGGGCGGAGGAAGACUCGCAAAACCUGAGCCAGGACUCGGGACCUCGGGACCAUGAUGACCCGUCAUUGAGUUUCGUGUCCAGUUUCACGUCUUUCGACACUGAGAUCCUACGUUCUAAGCGUCCCAGGCAGUCACUCAGCCCACCUACCAAGUCUAAGAGGACUCUCCCUUCGACGGAGGCGAAGAAAGACGAGCACCGACGACAGCGACCAUCUAAGUAG